CGUCUGUAAACAAACCUGUUCAAUGCGUUAGUUUUAUUUUAUUUUAAAGUUCAUUUACAAUAUUUUAUGUAAUAACAAACAUGCUUUUAAUAUAUUAUUUAUAAACAACAUGUCAGAUAACAUGAGUGGCUCACCACCAGCAUAUCGCUGGCAGGUUGGUAAGACAAUAGACCAGUGUCUCCAGGGAAUAUUUAAAAAUGGCAUCUGGACAGAUGUGACCUUUAAGUGUUCCGAUGGUAGACAGGUAGAGGCCCAUAGGUUGGUGUUGGCUAUGCGCAGUCCAGUAUUUCAGGCUAUGUUCUUCGGGCUCUGCUCAGAAAAGAAAGAGGAGUUUGAAAUUGAGGAUGCUGAUUCUACUGUAUUUUCUGAAUUCCUAAGGUUCUUUUACUUAGAUGAUGCUGAAGUAACCCAGUCCAACUUUCAUCCAUUACUAAUUCUGGCUGACAAGUACGAAGUUCCUUUGCUCUUCCAGCACAUGACUAAGUUCAUAAAGUCAGUUGUGGAUGUUGACAAUGCCCUGGAGCUGCUGGAGCUUGUUAUUGCUUUUAAUGCAAAGCAGUGCAUGAAAACACUCCUGGAGUUCAUAGAUGUCAAUGCAGAGGUGCUAUUGAAUUCUGAGGCAUUUCUUAGGCUGAAUCAGAGAACUGUGUUGACCAUCAUUCAAGGACGAACCUUUAAUGCUCCAGUGACAAGUCUGUUUGAGGUCACCAUUAAGUGGGCCAAAAAACAGUGCACUGAGCAAGGUCUUAAAGAAACUGGUUGUAACAUCAGGAAGGUGCUUGGCUCACUGAUUUACUAUCUUGGAUUACCAACAAUGACACUGGAUGAGUUUAUUAAAUUAACAUACAAACAUGAGUACCUCACAUUUCAAGAAUAUGAAGAAAUUGUGGCCUACAUUGCCAACAACUCAUCGCCACUACAUGACUUCAUGGUAGAGCCACGUCUACCGCUCUAUGAGAUCCUAACUGUGCCCAUUCCUCAUAAAUUUAUGUAUGCGGAUUAUGUCCUAAAAUCCACCAUUACCAGUGAAUUAUCUUUCUCCUUGAAAGCUGAUGUUAAAAUUGUUGGCUUUGAAACCCAUUUCGAUGAUUUUGAUUUUUUUGGUGAUGGUGAUGACAUAUUAGAGGUGGAUAAAAUCAGCUGUUUAUUUUUCCAGGGUACCGUUUCAGUGGGGGAAACAGUUGUUAGUCAGUUUGAGUCUGGUUUCUUAAACAAUGGUAUAGUGAAAGUGAAACUUAACGAUCCAGUGUUGCUGAAACAGUCGAGUUUGCCCCAACACGUGACAUUGUCAAUGGUAUCACGAACAGGCCCAGUUUAUGUACGGUAUUUUUCUAAUGAGGCAAUCUUCAGCAGUUCCUUGGCAAUCAAAAAAGUUUGCUAUUGUGAAGUUCACGAUGGAAAGAAUGAUUUUUCAUUCGACAAAAUAAUUUUUGAAAAUGUGUCUGGACGAAGUUGAACAUUGGUGAGUAGGUGAUACAUAGAUGAAUGUCUUAAUAUGUCAGCCUCCAAUGUAAUUUGGUACAAAGUUAAGUGUCAAUUUGUUUUUUUUUCUUACCAAUUGCUAAAUAAGAUAAUGGGGGGGGGUAAUAUUUAUUAGUCACUGUUGCAUUAAAUAAUAACAAAUUCUGUGAAAUCACAAUUUACAACAGUACCAAUUAUGUUUCUUAAUAAAUGAUAACCUUUAAUAUGUACCUUUGAUGUAUGUUUAACUAGUACUGUUGACAGUCACAGUACAUUAAGGAUUGAACAGCUUUAUAGAAAUGUUUGAACUGCAAGUCUGGAAGUAUAUCAAAUUCAAUUGAUUGACAGAAACGUAAUUAUAUGUAAACGUAUAUAUAUAUAU
Molecule: messenger RNA, 1843 nt
Organism: Dreissena polymorpha
Lineage: Eukaryota; Metazoa; Mollusca; Bivalvia; Myida; Dreissenidae
Product: BTB/POZ domain-containing protein 6-like
Exons: 4
Coding region: 110-1456 (448 amino acids)
Molecular function (GO): protein binding
Source: RefSeq, a predicted model, not a curated record